This is a messenger RNA of Vitrella brassicaformis, 2204 nucleotides long. The record is from the annotation of a GenBank genome assembly. NCBI's taxonomy places the organism in Eukaryota, Vitrellaceae.
AGGAAGCAGAGGACGUCAAUUGCAGAGUGCCCCGCUUCCCACCCGCAAACGGCUGAAAAGGAUGGCUGCGUCUGGCGGAAUGGGUCUGUUGCCUCCCGACAUUGAGCGCCUCGUGGCGGUCAUCACGUUUUAUAUGGUGGUGUCCCUCUCCAUCGUCUUCCUCAACUUCUCUAUCUUCACUAAGGCAAGGCAAAGCGCGGCGCACAAAGCAUCAACAGCUCACAAAACACAGCCGAUGUUUGUGUUGCUGUGGCUGCGGCUGUGCAGGUGGUGACGCUGCCCGUGUUCGUCUCAUGGUGCGUGAGAUACAAGAUGACGCAACGCAACACGGCACAUAGAUGCUGCUGUUUGCUUGUCUGUGUGUGUGUGGUUGCCUGCAGGUUCCAGAUGUGAGUGACCACUCGCACUCCCAGGCUGCUCGAUUGCCUUUCACACGUGUGGCUCUCUGUCGAUUUGUCUGUCUAUCUAAAUCUCAGGGUGGUGUCCUUUGCCCUGACGAAUGUGUUCGGUCGUCUGGGUCAGCGGUACGAGUCGCUGUCCUUCUGGCCGCCGUACUCGUUCAACUGGAACACCGCCACCACCAUCCUCCCUUUGACCCUCAGCUACGUCGGCAUGAUUACCAUGAACAACGUCUGCCUCAAAUACGUCGCCGUCUCGACCUACCAAGUCGCAAGAAGCUCUACCAUACUGUAAGAGAGAGAGGGAGGGGGGCAACACUCAAGAGGAUCUCUUUGUGUGACGGCUCGUGUGUGGUGUGUGGUGUGUGGCGUGUCAGGUUCAAUUUGCUAUUGUCGCGUUAUCUGCUGCACGCCGAGAUUUCAGUACAGGCGGUGUAUGCGUGUGUGGUGGUGUGCCUGGGCAUCGUCGCCGGCGCUCUCGACCCGAAAUCGCUCACUCUCUUGGGGCUGCUCACAGGUAAAUGAUGACCUGCCCAUAGAUGGAUGGAUGGAUUGAUGGUGUGUGAAUAUGUGCAGGGACGGUUGGGUCACUAUUCUGGGCCCUGUAUUCGGUGAAUGUCAAGAAGUAUCUGGCGUUGGUGGACGGGAACCAAUUUGUGCUGCUCAACUACAACCUGACGUGGUCGUGCAUCCUCUUCCUCCCACUCAUAUUCCUCUUCCAGGAGCACACGGGGGUCGUAGACAUACCUACCGACCCGACAGACGAGUCCUUCUACCAGGUACAGGACGAAAGACACUACACAGGGGAGCGCUCUGGGUGUGUGUGUGACGGUUCUUGUGCAGGUGUGGGGUGCGAUGGUGCUGUCUGGGGUGUUUGGGUUCAUGAUGAACAUCGCGGUCUUCCUGGUCAUCAAGGCCACUUCGCCGCUCACCUUCAACAUCAUCGGCACGGUUAAGGCUACCAUACAGAGUCUGGGCGGCUUCCUCAUCUUCGGCGAUGAGACCAACCUGCAAAACAUCACUGGUACGGCACGCACCCUCCCAACCACCAGUCCACACACAAUCGUCCGUCGUGUGUCGUGUGUGCAGGCAUUGCGUUAUGUCUGGUUGGCUCAUUCUGGUACGGCAAGGCGAAACAGGCCCAGGCCCAGCAGGAGAGAGAGCGGCUGCCCACCACCACGACAGACGCCGAGAAGAAGGGGCUGGUGAUGGGCGAGAAGGACGGCAAGGAGAUGGUGAUCGGCCGGCCGAGUGACGAGGACAAUAGCAGCAGCGUGUCGACUCACGUGUCGUCCUCCGACAGCCCACACAAGCACCAACACCACUACACGACCGUCGUAGGUGGCACCAGCAAGAAAACAGGUCCCACACACACACGGCGGGAUGGCCUGGCCUGUGUGUGUCUCUGCCUGUGCGUAACCCUCUCUCUGUCCGUACGUGUGUCUGAUGCAGUCGGCUCGGUGAACCCAAUGUCUGACAGCGAUGAGGACGAGGCCGCCGAUGGCGACUUAGAUGAUCCUGACGUCAGAAAGAUGAAGAGCCUGCUGGGCGGGAGGGCAUAGUGGGGCGUGUGUCGGUCGUUGGGUGACGACAAGACGAGCGACCGCAUGGAUGGAUGGAUGGAUGGGCAAACGUUUAUAGUUUUUCCGUCGUCUUCUCCGUAUGUGUGAGGGAGGGAGCCCUCUUCGGUGUGAAUUCACCCGUACGUGUGUGGUGUGGUCAUCCAUACAUGUGUGAAUGGAUACAUACACUCAUUCAUUCAUUAAUUCAUGCGGGCGGCGGACAGACAGACACGCAAGAAUUAAG